GGGACAGUUCAAACCGGCGGCGGCCGGGGAGCAGCGCCAUGGUGAAGCCGCCCUGCGCGACCCAGACGGGCGACUUUGACUCCUCUGAGGACGAGGCCGCCGAGGAGGACCCGAGGCCGCUCCCGAUCUCCUGGUUGUCUUUGUCGCCUGCCUACUCUUCUGAGUUCCUCGGAUUAUGUUCCCUUCCAGGUUGCAGGUUUAAGGAUGUUAGAAGAAAUCUUCAAAAAGAUAUAGAAGAACUAAAGACCUAUGGGACCCAGGACAUAUUUGUGCUUUGUACCAGAGGAGAGCUGUUAAAAUACCGAGUACCAAACCUUCUAGACUCCUACCAACAGCAUGGCAUCUGUGUGCAUCACUAUCCUAUUCCUGAUGGGGACGCCCCCGACAUUGACAAGUGCUGCAGAAUUCUGGAAGAGCUCAGAAGCUGCCUGGAAAGUAACCGGAAAACAAUCAUACACUGUUACGGUGGCCUUGGACGCUCAUGUCUCAUAGCUGCAUGUCUACUGCUUCAGCUUUCGGAUGCGCUGGCACCUCAGCAAGCAAUAGACAGCCUCAGAAACCUGAGGGGAUCGGGGGCGAUACAGACCAUCAAGCAGUACAAUUACCUUCACGACUUUCGAGAGAACCUAGCUGCACACCUGGCAACAAAGGACACUAUAUUAAGAUCGGUAUCGCGGUAACUAAUCCCGCCGUGGUGUAUCUUUGCGUCUACGUGGCCGCGGCAACACCUGGACAAGACACCUCACUCCUGACCUUUACAGUUUCUGCUACUGCCUGUGUGACACAGCUGCUCGCUUCCAAAUCCGUGUGUAAAAUGGUGGGGUGGGGGAAAGAAAUCCUACAGGGCACGCAGCAUCUUCCUCUGUUUGCAAGCCUUUAAUACUCACUGCCUUAAAAAGACAUGGAAAUGUAUUUGUGUUCAUUACUGUCCUGCUGGCGGGCCUGCACGCCUAACGAGCUUGUCUGCAGCGUAAUAAUGACUUACACACCGACCGCUUCAUGUUUGCCAUCACUUGGUGCUGACAGCGUGCACCUCCGCUGCCACCGAACUGGUACGCUGAUGUUUGCGUGUUGACAUCCUACAGGCUGCUUCAGCAAACUUACCAGGCUGUCAAGGCAGCGACUGAAUUCCCUCUCUACUUCGUCUCUGUUCUAUGUAGGGUGAGAAUUGGGACAGACAAUUGGACGCGGAGGUGGGAGCUGCGAGGUAACAGAGUAGUCUGUAGCUUCCCUCAGCUAAGUGCAGGCUUCCAGUGCUGACAGGCUGGCUUCUGCUCCAGUGUGUAGGGGAAGGAAAAGGGGGAGGGGUGAGGGAUAGCCCCUCUACUGCCUUUGUAAGAGAGUCAUGCUGGGGUGAUAUAGCUAGAUAGAAACUACAGCACUGGAGCUCUUUCAAAAAAAAAGCUGCAGCUGUAUCUUUAAACCAAAGGACAAUCGAGCAUGAAAAUUUUCCUGCUGGAGUGCUUCCCCCUUACGACCUAGUGAGAACUCACUCAAAACUGCCACUCUGUGUUCAGAGAUACUUAGGAACGAGACCCCCUCGUUCUGAGAGAAGGAGGUUUUGUACCGAAGAUCCAUGACAAACCACACGGGUUUUUAUAUGAAUACGGUAGGAAGAGACACUACGCUGUAGCUGCGUGGGUGAGCUUCUGGCACAGCACUUCUGUGUGCUAACGCUAGGGAAAGUAAAUAAACAAUCAGCUGUGGGCUGGAGGGAAUCUCACAGAAACGUGCCUGUACCGGUCCAUGUCCCUCCUGUUUAACUAUAUCCGCUCACAAAGACCAGAGAAGAUGAACAGACUCCUGAAGAAAACAUUUAAACUAGUUCUCUCCUGUUCUGAGGAAGCGAUUAGCAUCCACGGCGGUGCCCAGGUGUCCUCCGGCGCUGUGUGAGGUGAGUUUUGGCUCUGGGAAGGAAGCCGGUGUCACCGACGCUGUGCCUUUCAUCGUCAGACAAACCAACAGAGUCGAGAACUGUUGCCUCUGGGCUGAAGUUGCUGUGCAGUUGCUGGCAGCUGCAUGUCACCGUCCUGCCUGUUCUCCUGCCUCCUUGUCGCCUCCUCUUCCCUGCAGUUAAUUCUGAAGUGCUUUCUUCCCCGAGUGCUUCAAGAAACCAGCUGGGCACCUGUCCAGUACCAGCACCAGCAGGGCUGUGCUGCUGCCCUGCUCCAAGGGUCACCCUGCCAUGCUCCCCAGUGCUGCAAGCCUACACUUCCCCUGGGCCUACAGCGACACAGUUGGGUUUUGGUGUAUUUCGUUAAAGUUUUGCUAGUUUUCAAGUCCGAAGUUGUGAUGUGAGGCUCUAUCACAGCACCGGUGGUUUUCAGUUGAACUCGCUGCUUUGCUAACUUUACAAUUUAUAACCUUCUCUUAACAUGUUUGAACUCGGACACGAACGCACGUUUAAAGGUGAUUUCUACAGAUGAUAUUUGUUUAGCUCUUACUACCCUUCCCUUCCCCCCCUCCUAAGGCAGGCAACAGGAACUCUUCCAGAAGUUUCCACAGCAUGGGGUCACUUACAGAGGAUACUUUGCUCCGAACAUGUAUUGUUCUGUCCCUGAUGCUUCUCCCCAACACUCAGACAGAAAUCACAAAACCAAAAGGAGUGUCUGUCCCUCCUUCAGCGCUGAAUCCUUGCAGCUGAAGGUAUUCGGAUAUUAAAUACAUCAGAUGGAUUUUUACAAUGACUUGGCAGGAAACUUGCUGACAGCAAGAUAGAAACGGUCUUUAUUUUCUCCAUAAUCUUUCGCCUCCUGGAACUCCCAAAAUCACUUAAUACCACGUUCACAGUUUGGAUGCGGAAUGACCGGUACGCGAGCUGGGCAUCACGCGUGCUCCACAUGCAUUGGCUGCUUUCACGAGGAAUACUCCGGUAAAACGCGGGUGUGAGGCUCACACCACUGGGUACAGACACAGGGUUCACACCGCCCAGCAGCUGGGCGGGUGCUGGUAGAUGCCAACCUCUUUUUUUUUUUAAAUAAAAGUGCUGAAACCAG
Phalacrocorax carbo (great cormorant) is the source of this 2996-nucleotide messenger RNA. The record is from RefSeq and is a predicted model, not a curated record. NCBI's taxonomy places the organism in Eukaryota, Metazoa, Chordata, Aves, Suliformes, Phalacrocoracidae.